CAAACUUACGGCCUUAUAGUGCAAGACCAGUUAUUUCCGAAAUGCGUCGGUUCAGUCACUUCUGAGGGACACUUGCCAUAUGACAUUAAUAGCAAUACUGCAACUUACAAACAUUGCUCGAAGCAAAGCGAGCCGCCCUGAGGUUCGAUAUGCGCUUUGUGUUCUUUUCCGCCAAAGUGGCUAUGCUCAGUACUUAUUGCGUUGUCGUCUUGGUUAUUCAUUGUUAGUGGGAAAGUGUAACUCCGCUGUAACGAAGAGGAAGAAAUACAUACGGUUGUUACCGAAUCAGUAGCGAGUGCAGAUUAUUUCGUGUGUAGUGAUGCUUGUGUGUAUGCUGCAUAAAUAGUUUCUCAGUGAUUGGUCCACCGAAAGGAGUUAAGAUUUGGAACGCCAAUACUAGUAUAUCGUGAGAUGGCUGAAGAAGAAGAAACCGGAAAGGAAUAUCGGUGGGAAACUGGAUAUGAAAAGACUUGGGAAGCAAUCAAGGAAGAUGAGGAAGGUCUUCUUGAAGGAUCUGUUGCGGAUAUCAUCCAAAGAGCAAAGAGACGAAGACAGGCAGACAGGCGUGGAAAUGUUCGUCUUGGUAUGAUGAGACAUCUUUACCUAAUUGUUGACUUUUCAGAAGCAAUGUCAAAUCAAGAUCUGAAACCAACAAGACAUCUUUGUUCCAUUAAGCUUUUGGAAUCUUUCAUCGAUGAAUUUUUUGACCAAAAUCCAAUUAGUCAGCUUGGUAUAAUCAUAACAAGGAACAAGCGAGCUGAAAAAAUUACUGAACUUGCAGGCAAUCCAAGAAAACAUAUAAAGGCGGUAAGACAGCUUGCAGAAGCAACAUGCAGUGGAGAACCUUCUCUUCAAAAUGCUCUAGAACUGUCUCUGAGGUCUUUGCGUCUUCUGCCAUCCCAUGCAAGCAGAGAAGUCCUUGUUAUAUUUGGUAGCCUUACUACUUGUGAUCCUGGAGAUAUAACAGUCACCAUAGAGUCUCUGAAAAAGCAAGGUGUACGGUGCUCAGUAGUGGGCCUAGCAGCAGAAGUACACGUAUGUCGUCGCCUAAGCCGAGAGACUGGGGGUGAGUUUGGUGUUGUUCUCGAUGACUGCCACUACCGUGACCAACUUUUUAUGCAUGUUGAGCCACCACCAGCUGCAUCCUGCCUGGAAUCUUCACUUAUUAAAAUGGGCUUCCCACACCACACCACAGCAGAGGGGAAAGAAACUCCUCUCACCAUCUGCAUGUGCCAUUUAGAUGUACCAGCAGCAGAAGCCAAAGGUGUGAGCCAUAGUGGAGCAGGAUACUUCUGCCCUCAAUGUUGUAGUCGAUAUUGUGAACUGCCUGUUGAAUGCCGAGCAUGUGGGCUCACACUUGUCUCUGCACCUCAUUUGGCCCGUUCUUACCAUCAUUUGUUUCCUGUGGAAAAUUUUGUUGAAAUGGAACAAAAUCUUGAUCUUCACAAACAGUGCUACGCCUGUCAGAGGUCAUAUGGAGAUCAUGAUAAACAUGUGUAUGAGUGUGGACGUUGCAGCCAAGUGUUUUGUUUGGACUGUGACUUGUUUAUCCAUGAUACGUUGCAUACAUGUCCGGGAUGUGCUACAAAUCAACAGACUUUCCAUCUUAUGGGAAGCGGUGAUAAUGGAAGUUCACUUUCUAUGAAUUUAAUAUGAAUAAAGACCGAGAUACUUGAUGCCUGAGUCCGAAUCAUGUUAUUAUUUUUAUAAUGUAUUGGUAUUUAAGUAUGUAAUUACUUCAUUUGAUCAGAUCAUUUUUUAAACUGUUUUUUUAUUACAUUCUUUUGGCCCUGAAGUUACAUGAAUGAACACUGUAUGAAUUUGUGUGUUAUAUUACAUUUAUAUGGAGUGCAGCAGCACUGCAGUGUUUACAUUUUUUUCCUGUGUAGUUGCAAAGAGAUAAUUAAUUGCUCCAUAGGAUCUUUUAAGUGUCUUGUACUUUCUGAAUCCAAUUAUCUUUUUUAAAAUGUUUGUGUAUGAACAAGUUUUCAAAUUUCAUUAUGAAUAAUAAAUUUCAUUUAUAGUCCA
Schistocerca piceifrons (Central American locust) is the source of this 2028-nucleotide messenger RNA. RefSeq names its product general transcription factor IIH subunit 2 (gene Ssl1). Gene Ontology annotation, biological process: nucleotide-excision repair; regulation of transcription by RNA polymerase II; DNA-templated transcription. NCBI's taxonomy places the organism in Eukaryota, Metazoa, Arthropoda, Insecta, Orthoptera, Acrididae. The record is from RefSeq and is a predicted model, not a curated record. Gene Ontology annotation, molecular function: zinc ion binding. The transcript is spliced from 7 exons. Gene Ontology annotation, cellular component: transcription factor TFIIH core complex; transcription factor TFIIH holo complex. The coding region runs from base 412 to 1656 and encodes 414 amino acids.